AUGACGAAAAAUCUCAAAGUCCUCGUAUCUUCAAACGAUUUCGCCGACAGCGGGAUUAAAAUAUUAGAGGAGCAUUUCACGGUCCUCAAGUCCCGGUACUUCGGCUUUGGCGAGGAAGGACUCAAUGAGAACAUGCAAGAGCUGAUGAACUUAAUUCCAGGGUGUUCAGCACUUGUAUGGGUCUCCCACCAUCAGAUCACUAAGGAAUUAUUAGAUAAAGCUGGUCCGCAAUUGACAUUAGUAAGCACCGCUUCAGCUGGCUACAAUAACUGCAACGUUCCGGAACUGAAGGCUCGUGGUAUCAAACUCUCAAAUACACCGAAUGUGCUGAGCGCUGCUGUAGCUGAAAUAGCCGUUUCGUUGAUGAUAGCAGCUGCUAGACGAUUCCCUGAAAACUUGGAUCAAGUGAAAAGAGGCGUCUGGGAUGGAAUCGGCUUCCAAAAUGUUCUUGGGCAAGAUUUGCGCGGGAGCACCGUUGGUAUCGUCGGUUUCGGCGGAAUUGGACAGGCCACAGCGAAGCGAUUAGUUGGCUUUGAAGUUGCGAAAUUCUUAUACAGCGGUCAUAGGGAAAAGCCAGAAGCCAAAGAAUUCAACGCGGAAUUCGUACCCCAAGACACCUUGCUGAAUCAGAGUGACUUCAUCCUGUUAGCUGCACCCUUGACUGACGAGACGAAGCAUAUGAUCAACAAGACCACUCUCGCGCAGAUGAAGAAUAACGCCAUCAUUGUCAACGUUGGAAGAGGAGACCUCGUCAAUCAAGACGACUUAUAUGAAGCACUGAAAAACAAACAGAUCUACGCAGCUGGACUAGAUGUCUCCACACCCGAACCUCUACCUAAGGACCAUAAGCUGUUGACUUUGCCGAACUUGUUCCUUCUCCCACACAUCGGAAGUGCAACAGUACGCACACGAAACGACAUGGCGGAAUUAGCAGCAAGAAACGUUGUCAAUGCCUUAUAUGGAAAACCUUUAAUCACGCCUGUCUUUCCUUGA
This is a messenger RNA of Leptosia nina, 993 nucleotides long. The record is from the annotation of a GenBank genome assembly. Lineage: Eukaryota; Metazoa; Arthropoda; Insecta; Lepidoptera; Pieridae.